This is a messenger RNA of Filobasidium floriforme, 3608 nucleotides long. RefSeq lists its product as uncharacterized. Lineage: Eukaryota; Fungi; Basidiomycota; Tremellomycetes; Filobasidiales; Filobasidiaceae. Gene Ontology annotation, molecular function: histidine phosphotransfer kinase activity; phosphorelay sensor kinase activity. The record is from RefSeq and is a predicted model, not a curated record. Gene Ontology annotation, biological process: protein autophosphorylation; phosphorelay signal transduction system. The transcript has 7 exons. Bases 105 to 3467 code for a protein of 1120 amino acids.
UCGAGCCGACCACAACUAUCAGGCUAUCAAGUCCAGGAACGAGCUCCUCUUGCACACAUACCUCAUCCACCGGAUUGUUUGGUCCCCCUUCGAGAUCGGAUACCAUGUCAGAUCUCGGUCUAUUACAAGCCUACAUCUCCACCUCGCCCUUCCCCGUCGUCAUCUACCGUACCUCGAGCACCGCCAACGGCAAUGGUAGCAACAACGGCGACCAACAUGGACAACAGUCGGACAAGGUUCACGGAUUCGACCUUGAUGAUUUACCAGCGUUCGUCAACCCUGCCGCACACAACAUGGUCGGGGAUCACCCGUUCGGUCGGUGUAUAGCCACGUCAUCGCAGACGAGCUUGAAGCAGACGGUAGAUGAGGUCUGGAAGAGACACCUGGUCUGGUCCAACGGGUCGCGACCGCAGAUGCAAAGGCAAUUUGUUCAGUCUGAUCAAGAUGAGAAACGAUCAGGACCCGGUACUCCUCCGCCCAGGGUCGAAGUCACUCUCCUGCAAGCCGUCUCUAUGGCAAAAAGCAUGAGCCACCCUAAACAUCACGUACCACCUGGAAACCUUGCCAACGCAUCGCCAUCCUCCACCGAGAGAUCCAUCUCCUCCUCUUCACAACCGCUGAGUCCGCAUGAAGUUCCGGCGGCUCUCAGUAUACGCGGUGAAGGCAACCUCCAGAUCAUCAAAUGGGCGUUUAGCGUCUUGCCUCUUGCUUCGGGUCCAGGCGCUGAGUCACCAGAGUGUAUCUUGGUCAUGACCGGGAUAUGGGCACAACCGGGUUCUAACGAGCUGCCAGACCUUCACAGAACUGGGACAUUCCCUAGUUCAUCGAGGAAAGGGUCCGUCUCGUCUUCUCGCUCUGGUGCUGCGACGAAACAACCGGAUCAGAACGCGACCUCGAACGCGACCGAAUCUUUGGAGAAUCCGUUGAUCUCGGAUGAUCUCGACAGUGUCCCGGAGCAGCUUGUCAGAAAGGCUCGUGAACUAAACAUACCGCUGCCCGAGAGAAGGUGGGGACCGCCGUCUACAUACCCGUUGGUUCCCAGCUCGCCACAGAAGACGCAAAAAGACGUAAACGAGAUAGUCAACCAGGGCGACCCUGCUCCGAGCUCGGACCCGGCUCAGACCACGAAUUUGAUGAGCCCUGGGGUGCGCAAUAAUGGAGAACCUCUCGAAUCCUACUACGCUACAGAAGACCGGCCUGAAGGUCUAUCGGUCAAACUUGACCCGGACGUGCUGGCUCGAAUGGCCGAGACCGCUCCGAUCGGCAUGGUCAUUGCCAAUACCAACGCCAAGCUGAUCUGGGUCAAUGACAAGUGGCACGAAAUCACCGGAAUAGCCAAAGGAGAAAGCUUGGAUUCGUGGAUCGACCGCGUUGCGCCCGAAUAUAUGAGCCUGUUGCUACAGACAGUCGGGGACCUUAUGGAGACGCGGGCUGUGUCCAACAUGGAUUUCAUGUGGAACGACGGAACGUGGGCCAACUUCACGACCCGGUGUGAUUACGACGAGGACGGCGUGUUUGUCGGGUUGAUCGGGACUCUGUCGGACGCGACGAGGCGGAAGCGAGCCGAGCUCAACGAGAUCGAUGCACUCGUCAAGCGUGAGGCCGAGGCCAGAAGAGCGGCAGAGGAAGUGGAACAGCGGAAUCGUGAGCUAGCCGAAGCCAACGUGAUGAACCAAAAAUUGCAGCAGCAGAGGAAUAUGUUGGCUAGUAUGGCAGAGAUCUCGCCGACCGGGCUCACCAUCUCCAAGGCGGACGGGAACAUCGUCUGGGCGAACAAGGCGUUUCUCGCUAUGCACGGGCUCGAUGACAGUACUAAAGGAGAAUGGGCGGAUACCGUAGUCGAGGAGGAUGCCUCUCGGCUGGUUGACAUGUGGGCAGACUGUGUACAAUCUGGAACUCCUCUGAAAUCUCGUCAUCGUCUUAAAAACGGCAAGACCGUGAUAGCGGAGGCUAUCCGGGAUACGACGACCACGCUUUCUGGUGGGGCUCCUUAUAUUGGCAGCACCAACGACAUCACCCUACAAGUCGAAGGCGAAAGUGCGAUACAACGGCUGUCUGAUCAAAGGGUCGCCGAGGCCGAGCAGAGGAGAAAGGAUGCCAUCCACCAAAAGGAACAGCAGGCCUUGUUGGUGGAUUGCGUAUCACACGAGCUAAGGAACGGCAUCAACCCAAUCUUGCAAUCAUCACUCCUUAUACGACACUCUUUAAUGCUUACCGAGGGUAGCUUUAGCCUAGCGCUGCGCAAUAGCGGUGGAACGAUGACCAUUACCGAAGAAAACCUCCGGGCGAUCGAGGAAGACAUCGAGGCGUGUGACGCAAUCAUCGAUAGCGCUCAUCAGAUGGAAAGGGUGGCCAACGACAUCCUCGGUCUCGCCCAGAUUCAACUGAAUCAGCUCGACGUUACACCUGUACCUUUUGACUUGGGAAGUCAGCUGAGGGGGAUACAUCGAAUGUUCCAGGCCGAUUGCAAGGCAAAGGAUUUGAACCUCUCGCUGAUACUUGGAGAUAACCUGAAGAUUCUCGGACCCAAGCCAAUGAUCAAGGCGGACCCUACUCGACUGCAACAAACGAUCGUGAAUCUGUGCUCUAAUGCGAUAAAAUUCACCUCGUUGCAAGCCAAGCGCGAGGUCACGAUUAGGGUCGACGUCAACCUGAAAGCUCCUGACGAACACGAAUCCAUCGUACCUCCGCCUGACCCGCCCCUCAAAACCCUCCCGGAUGGUCACCCGGUCUGGCUGUACGUCAGCGUGUCCGACACUGGACCCGGCAUGACCCCGCACGAGUUGAGCAAGCUCUUCAAAAAGUUCACGCAAGCCAACACCGAGGUUCACACGCAGAUGGGAGGCAACGGCCUAGGUCUCUUCAUCGCCAAGCAGUUGUGCGAAUUGCAAGACGGGCGAAUAGAAGCCGUUUCGACGAAGCAGGCCCCGACAGGAUCUGUCUUUCGUUUCUUCAUCCGGGCCGCCUCCGUGGUCAAACCGACCGAGAUGAUCCGGUCGAGGAGUACCCCUUUGUUCCCUGCGGACGACAGCAAGACUGGUUCGAUGCACAUCCUAGUCGUUGACGACAAUGAGAUCAACCGUAAAACUCUCAGUCGCCAGCUCAAGAUGUACAAGCAUAGAGUCAAGAUGGCUGGCGAUGGGCAGGAAACACUUGAAAUCAUCGAAGCCAAUGAAGCGGCAGGGACGCCUUUCGAUUGCAUCUUGCUCGACGUGAACCUGCCCAUCAUGGACGGUCUUCAAUGUACCGCCUAUCUGCGCAAAAGCGAGAUCGAACAUCGUCGCAGCAGACCGUACUGGAUCGUAGGGUGUACUGGGAACGCUCGACCCGAGCAAAUCGAGAGGGCGCUGCAAGCGGGUAUGGAUACCGUCAUAACAAAGCCUUACCGAUUACCCGCACUCUUGAAAGCCAUAAUACCGCCAACAGUAAAGGCAACGACCAUGACCCCUCCGCUCGAAAGCGUAUAGCCCAGUCCCACCCCUUGAUCUGGUUUCCACAGAAUGAUAACAGCUGUAUCUAACAUCCUUCUCACCGGCACGAACCCGACAAGCAUCGUAGGAUUGUGUCGCCUUGUAUCCAAUAGAAAGUAGCGCAUGCCAGAAAGUGGC